UCUAUAUAAUAGAGUACUUCUUGAGGGCUGCUGUGGGAUUACUAGCCCUAAGUCAGCAAGAGAAAUCUAUUCACCUGGAAUCUCUGGAAAUGUUCUGAGAAGGGGGAAGAAGAGAGAGGUGAAAUAGCAAGACUUGUGAUUCGAAGCAGAAAAAUGAGGGAAAUCAUCAUUUCUUCCGGCACAUCCAGAAGUGAUUGCUCCUCACCCUGGACUCUGCGUUAGCUGUUGUUCUUGAGAACUUGUAAAGGGGCCAUUCCAAAAGCCUGGGGAUCGGCCAAACCAGUGAUCUCACCAACUGAAGGAGUCAUGGGUGCCGAGCGUUGAAGCAAAGCCAUGAACUAUGACCUGAAUGAUGAAAUAGAGAGGAGGCUCAUUAAAGCUGCAGAUGGGAAGUCAGGGAAGAAGUAGAGAAUGUGGUCUUGGCAAGCACUUUGGAGAAUGUGACCCAAAAAUGUAUAAAAAGCCUCAGGAAGCAUGGACAAUCAUGACGUCAUGACAACACAGGAACCUAAGGUCCAAGGAAAGCAACCAUGGCAUCUGUCACAGGACCACAUCUGGAACGGAAGAAGUCACAGUUGCCACUGCAGACAGCGCCCGAGUGGCGGGGCAAGGCACCCCAACCAACCAAGCCAGCCCCGCCGGAGGAAGCAGAGGCUGCCACCACAACGGGUGAUGCAGGGGACCGGCAUGCGGAACGUCUGGGGAGGAGAAGAGGACGGAUGUCACAGAAUGGAAGCAGGGAAGAGCAUCAAGGGCCUGGUUCUCCUGGGAGUAGAGACAAGGAAAGACGAAAAGAGAGAAGUGAAUGUCCGAAUCACCCUCUGAAACUUGAACAUGGCACCGCUGCUUCCCCUACAAAGAGGAGAUUAAGCGAGAUGACUUUCCAUGGAUUGGGUGACGUGAAUGUCUCUGGGAUUCUCGGCAAGAUGCAAGGUUACCAACCACAUGUCGAAGAUGUGACGUUUCUUAAACGACUGAAAAAUCAGAAGGAAGCUGAGACUUUAAAGGUUAAAUAUUUACAAUUACAAAAGAAGGCAAAUGCAGUGAGUCAAAGGAAAGAUCUUCUUGUUGAACAAAAGGAGAAAAUUCAACGGGAAAUUCAAAACAUGAAAAUACCUUACGAGAGAGCAGUCCAGCUCGGAAGAGCUUUCCUGGCCAAGAAAAUGAACCCUGCCUCGGUAGACAAAUUACCAGCAGAGGCUGUUCUGGAGCAACUCGACCCAGUGGUCCUACAGCACUUCUGGGAGGAGCGAGCGGCUCAACUCCAGGCCCAGCAUCAAGCCUGGAACCAGCAGAGGAAGAAACCCUCCUCCUCCCUGUGCUGCUCUCAACCACACCGGGAGAAAAUCAGGUUGGAAAGAGAAUCUUGCAAACAGAUUGAGAAGGCAGAAAUCCAGGUCCAGCAAGCACAAGAAGAGAUGGAUGAUCUUAAACGUAAAGUAGAAGAAGUUCAAAGCCAAGUAAAGGCAGUUCAGGUAUGCUUGAAUAAUACUAAAGCUCAAAUAAGCCAUUUGUUGGCUUUAAAGGAGAGGGCUGAAGCUUCUCUGCCAGCCGAUAACGAACAAGAUGUCGAUGAAGAACGUUUACAGAGAAGACUAAAGCGCAUUUUACAUCGGAAGGAAGUCUUUUUAGCAAGGGAAAGAAUAAUACAAAAACUAGAGAAGUGAAGGUUUUACCUCCCUGCAGGACUUCAGAAUAUCAGUGGUUUUAAAACCAUUUCAAAAGUACCUCAAGUGAUUGAAGGAAAGCAGAGACAGCUAAAAGAUACACUCCUAUCUGGUUGAUCCAGGGUAUGGAUAUCCUUUUUCAGAACCAUGUAGAAAUGGAAAGAACCUGGAGAAGACAUUCUUUUCUGCCAGAAUAUGUGUUUUAUCUACACGUUCUGGCUAGAAUGCACUGGCAGCAUUCUUAGAACAACAUGAGCCUAUUUAAGUACCCUGCAGCUACUGCGUCGGAAGAAACUGUCAUGGCACGCAUGUGGUGUGGAACACAGUGAGUUCUGCAACACGCAUUUUCCCCAGCAAGAGAUUCUACAAGAACACAGCACCCGCAUUAUGAGAGAAGUGGCAUUUAAUGAAGGUCUACUGAGUGCAGCUCGCUUUUUAAAGCGCUCUGGCAAGUACAGUGGAGGCAGAAAUGUGUUCCUUGCCCAUGAGGAGCUAAAAGUGAGAUCAAUAGAAUAUUUAUAAAUAGCAGGAACAGGUGGAAGAAUAGAGGUCAGAUCUGCUAGGAUGAAAUAUCCAAAUUAAGGAUUGAGUAUACAGUUACGUUGUACUGAAGGUUCGAGUCUCACCCUUCAUCCCACCUCCUCAGCUCUUGAACUUCAGGUUUUUGUUUGUAUUUAUUCCUCUUAUUUAAUGACUUGUAAUGUGACAGUCAGUGCUUCCCACCUCAUAAGAGGUAUUCUAAAUAAACGUUUUAAUAUUCUGCAGAG
Messenger RNA from Ornithorhynchus anatinus (platypus), 2434 nucleotides. RefSeq lists its product as uncharacterized. The coding region runs from base 531 to 1667 and encodes 378 amino acids. The record is from RefSeq and is a predicted model, not a curated record. The transcript has 12 exons. NCBI's taxonomy places the organism in Eukaryota, Metazoa, Chordata, Mammalia, Monotremata, Ornithorhynchidae.